This is a messenger RNA of Aspergillus homomorphus CBS 101889, 702 nucleotides long. Its product is annotated as glutathione S-transferase family protein. Lineage: Eukaryota; Fungi; Ascomycota; Eurotiomycetes; Eurotiales; Aspergillaceae. The record is from RefSeq and is a predicted model, not a curated record. The transcript is spliced from 6 exons. The coding region runs from base 1 to 702 and encodes 233 amino acids.
AUGAAAAAACUUCCUCGGAAGCAGGAACUCGGGACACCUAAUGGCCUAAAGCCCACUAUCUUGCUGGCGGAGCUUGGGCUGGAAUACAAGCUUUACCCAAUCAACAUACCCAAGCAUGAGGAUAAGGAGCCGUGGUUUCUCGAGAUCAACCCCAACGGCCGGAUUCCUGCUCUAGUCGACGAGGACGAGAACGGUAACAAGAUUACGCUGUUCGAAAGCGGUAGUAUGCUGUUGUAUCUCGUGGCCCGGUACGACAAAGACCACAAGGUGUCGUAUCCUUACGACACGCCAGAUUACUGGGAGACGGUCAAUUGGACACGAAUGGCACCAGAGAAGCAUGAGCAAGCUAUCAGCCGCUACGUGAAUGUGACCCGCCGUCUGUAUCGCGUCCUCGACACCCAUCUUGCUAAAAGCAAGUCUGGCUACGUGGUUGGUGAUCGGGUUACGGUUGCUGAUAUUGCCUUGUGGAUUUGGGUAGCUGCUUACAGAUACAGUGGCUUGUCUAGCAUUGACGAGUUUCCGUAUGUGAAAAAAUGGCUCCACGAACUUUUGAAGCGUCCCGGCUUCGGAGAGCGCCGAAACGCGCCCCAGCCACAUAUUUAUCUGGAACUCAACAAGCUAUCGGACGAGGAGUUGAAUGCGAGGAGCCGCGCUGCCGGAGCGUGGAUCCAGGAGGGCUUGAAGGGCGAUGCGAAGGCUUAG